AAACCGGAGUCCAAAUGAAUUUAAGAUGAUUCAUCCCCUAAUCAAGGAACAGAGUAGGACCUUGACCCACUACAAGUCCAGGAAAAUGCAAUUCUUUACCUUACGCUAUCACCAACCUGGACUCGGUGCCUGUGGGGGUCCGAUCACCAUGAAGUUAUAGCAGCUUUUAAUUCAUGGGCCAUAGCCAAUGGGACCUGGAUGCUAACCUCACUUCAUUUGUGCGUUACUCUUUUCUUACAUUCAGUUGAUCACGGAGGAUCUGUACAUCAACUUGUAUCCAGUAACUUGCACCAACACAAAACCAUCAAAAGGGCAUUAUGUCAUGAUAAGGCAUGGAAAAAUUCAUUGUUCAUACCUUCAUAUCAUGCUAAUGAUUUAUAGCUCCAACUUGCCUUCUCCUCCUGCUCUUCCUCCUCCUGCUCUAUUUAUCAGGCAGGUCCUCUGCACUCAGCUUUCAGCACUUGGCUUCUGAAAGGUAGCAUAUUACACUACUCCAAUGGGGCGAUCACCAUGUUGUGACAAGAUUGGCCUAAAGAAAGGUCCGUGGACGUCGGAGGAGGACGAGAAGCUACUUGCUUACAUCGAGGAGCAUGGGCAUGGGAGCUGGCGUGCAUUGCCUUCCAAGGCCGGUCUGCAGAGAUGUGGCAAGAGUUGCAGAUUGAGAUGGACAAACUACCUGAGGCCGGACAUCAAAAGAGGCAAGUUCAGCUUGCAGGAAGAGCAGACCAUCAUCCAGCUCCAUGCUCUUCUUGGCAACAGGAAUAUUAAUGCAAGAAGUGUCCUCAGCUCACAAGCUUGCUUCCUGGGACUGUGCAGGUGGUCUGCCAUAGCAACACAUCUGCCGAGGCGCACCGACAAUGAGAUCAAGAACUGUUGGAACACCCACCUCAAGAAGAGGCUGGCCAAGAUGGGGAUCGACCCUGUCACCCACAAAGCCACCAAUGGAGCUCUCAUAGGCACCGCAGACAUCAAAUCAGCCAAGGCCGCAGCCAGUCUCAGCCACAUGGCCCAAUGGGAGAGUGCCCGCCUUGAAGCUGAGGGACGCCUGGCUCAAGAAUCCAAGAUGCGCACUUCAGCUUCUACACAAACUUCACUCCAUCCGCAACCAAUGAACCCGUCUGCCUCAGCUGCUUCCCCAUGCCUCGAUGUGUUGCAUGCAUGGCAGGGUGCAGAGAUAGACUUGGAGUCACCCACCUCCACGCUAACGUUCACAGGAAGUAACAGUGGUAUGCUACCAAUCCAAGUGACCACCAGCCUAGGGAUAUCCAAAAGCAACUCCACGAUGUGGCAGCAGACAUGCGAUGAGCUGGAGGGCGAAGAAAGCGAGUGGAAGUUCCUCAGCAAGCAGCAACUGCAAGGACUGGAAGGCAAGGAGAGGGGAGAAGACAUCAUUGGCUCCGAGCAGCCAUGGUUCACAGGGAUGGUCGGUGUGGGAGCUGGCUUCACAGAUAUGCUGCUUGAUGGAUCCAGCGUGCAUGGUACAUCAGAAUGCUGGGGUGAAUCUAGCAAUGGCCAUGCUGAGCACAGCAACCAGGUCUCCGGAGAUGGAGAGAGCAAGACCUACUGGAGCGGCAUCCUCGGCAUGGUGAACUCGGAACUGCCAUCGCAGCCACCACCAUUGCUCUAAGAUGGGGUCCUCUCUAUUUAUUUUUAUUUUGUUAAUAAUAACUUCUAAGAAAAUCCAUUGAAUCAUCCAAAGUCGCAAGGAAAAUAGGAAGAGCGCAACGCACUACAAGUCCACAACUGCUUCAACAGAUUGCAGUUUUCCCUCCAUGUGUAGUGAAAUAAUUAACUACUGUGGGGAUGCAGUAAAUAAACCAUAUUCCUUUCUGCUGCUGUCCUGUUAUUGGUCUAAAAAGAAGGAAGAUGCUGCACGUUAGCCUCCAGGACCAUGACAGACACUAUAAUCAAGACCCAAGGACUUUACAGUUGUUGUUUCAA
This is a messenger RNA of Brachypodium distachyon (stiff brome), 1941 nucleotides long. RefSeq names its product transcription factor MYB106. Lineage: Eukaryota; Viridiplantae; Streptophyta; Magnoliopsida; Poales; Poaceae. Bases 497 to 1627 code for a protein of 376 amino acids. The record is from RefSeq and is a predicted model, not a curated record. The transcript is spliced from 3 exons.